AUAGAGCCUCCUGCGCAACUCCUUCUGCCUUUCCUCGGCGCCUUCCAUCUGUUCGAUCCGUUUAAAGCGAUCGCAUGAGAGAGAGAAGAGAAGAGAAGAGAGAGAGAGAGAGAGAGAGAGAGAGCGGGGCAACUGUCAUUCGCUACCUCCGUGCGGUCCUCGUCAUCUUUCACGAGCAUUCUCUCUUUCUGAGUCUCAUUUGGCAGAGAGACCUCCCAAAAACAGGAGCGGUUUUUGGCUUUUCUUUCUUUUUGUUUGUGGGGUUUGUGAGUGGGACUUGUUUUGACCAUUUUCCGAGUUUCUUCCGCCCAAGCCUCUCCCCGAAUUCCAGAUCGAUUUUGCUCCGCGAAGCCGUUCUUCUUGUUGCUGGGUCACAGAGAGAGGGGAAAGUGAAUGGACUAUCUCGCAUUGUGUAGUUUUGAGGGAACGGAGAGUGUGAAGUUGAGCUUCUGCAAUUCCUUGGUCUAUAAGAUGAUUCAUGUCUUCCAUCUUAAAGUUCUUGGAAUUUUCAUUGUUGACUACAUCACCGUAUUGAGAAAGGCACCUUCUUCUGAUCUACGAAAAUGUUUGGAUUUUUUAAAUCACCGGUCAAUAAGGUUUCCAAGCAAAACUCUGUGGACCCUCUGUCUUCAGGAACAAACCCUUUUGAUUCCGAUACCGAAUCUGACACCAAAUCGACCAUUAAACCUUCGAGGCGAGCAAAUUCAGAACCUGUGCUAAUUGUGCCGAAUCUUGGUAGCAAUCCUUUUGAUGAUGAUAAUAAUGGACGAAGAGGACGAAGAGGAGUUCCCUCCUCCGCAUCCUCUUACUCUGCUUCAUCAACACCACCGAAUAAGUAUAAGAAUGACUUUCGCGAAUCGGGAGGGCUAGAGAAUCAGAGCGUGCAAGAAUUAGAGAACUAUGCCGUGUACAAGGCAGAGGAGACUACGAGUACUGUCAACAACUGCCUUAAGAUUGCUGAGGAUAUUAGAGAGGAUGCCACGAGAACCCUUGACAUGUUGCAUCAACAGGGCGAGCAGAUCAGGAGGACCCACGAUAUGGUUGCCGAUACAGAUAAGGACUUGAGCAAGGGGGAAAAGAUCUUGGGAAACCUUGGAGGAAUGUUCUCCAAGACUUGGAAGCCGAAGAAGACCCGAGAAAUUUCAGGGCCUGUAGUCACAACAGACAAUUCAUCAAAAAAAAGUGACAAAAAACAGAGAGAGAAGUUGGGCUUGGCUCCUGUGCCGAAAGGGAAAGGGACUAGCCAUACGCCUCCGCCUGAACCAACAAAUGCAUUGCAGAAAGUCGAGGUUGAGAAGGCAAAGCAAGAUGAUGCUUUAUCGGAUCUUAGCAAUGUCUUAGGUGAACUAAAGAAUAUGGCUGUUGACAUGGGAGGCGAACUUGACAGGCAAAACAAAGCUCUCGACCAUCUUAGCGACGAUGUGGAUGAGCUGAACUCUCGAGUGAAAGGUGCCAACCAACGAACUCGUCGUCUGCUUGGCAAAUGAAGGGAGAGCAAGAGCAGGCUUCCCGGGCAUACCCUCUGAUUUGCCUUCCUAUGGCUGUUAUAGUGUGUUCUCUCUCUUUGUUUUACUAAGCCGAAAACGAAGAAUAUUUUUUGAUAGCUUGUACUACAUCAGCAAAUGAAAUGAACUAAUCUUUCUGCAAA
Molecule: messenger RNA, 1648 nt
Organism: Syzygium oleosum
Lineage: Eukaryota; Viridiplantae; Streptophyta; Magnoliopsida; Myrtales; Myrtaceae
Product: putative SNAP25 homologous protein SNAP30
Exons: 7
Coding region: 564-1487 (307 amino acids)
Cellular component (GO): SNARE complex; plasma membrane
Molecular function (GO): SNAP receptor activity
Source: RefSeq, a predicted model, not a curated record